This is a messenger RNA of Exaiptasia diaphana, 6399 nucleotides long. RefSeq names its product unconventional myosin-XV-like. Lineage: Eukaryota; Metazoa; Cnidaria; Anthozoa; Actiniaria; Aiptasiidae. The record is from RefSeq and is a predicted model, not a curated record. Gene Ontology annotation, molecular function: protein binding. Gene Ontology annotation, cellular component: cytoskeleton.
GAAAACAAGCUCCGUUUUGUCAGAGCUCCYAUCCACACGAGUAUGCUGAAACUCAAAUAUUCAGAUUCAAUGGAAGCUGUGACUGUCUUUAAACUGAUAAUGCGUUUUAUGGAAGACGAAACAUUAUCUGGAGUUCGUGAACUCAUCCUUGGAAACUACAUCGUGCAGAAGGGGAUAUUCAACCCUGAACUGCAAGAUGAAAUUUUCGCUCAGCUAUGUAACCAAACCUGGGGGAACCAGGUCAACUCGUAUUGUGAAAAGGCGUGGCUGCUCAUUGCAAUGUGUUUGGCUUGUUACAAGCCUUCUGAUAAUUUGUUCAACGCAUUACUGAAGUAUUCAUCGGAUCAUGCGUACAAUGGAUUCAAGGCUUAUUGUCAACAAAAGCUGCUGUGUUGGAAGGCGAGAAAAAGGCCUAUCCCAAGAUCCCUUCCACCUUCAUACUUAGAAUGGCAAGCCGCCAAGAGGAAGUGCUCCGUUUCUUUGAGAUGCGAAAGUGUCGACGGCGACAAAAAAAUGGCCGAAGUCAAUUCGUGUAUGACGGGAGAAGAACUUGCAACAACGAUAUUGAAAGACAGGGGGGUGUCUGAGCCACUUGGCUGGUCCAUAGAUGUCUAUGACCCCGAUUGUCAUUAUUCUCUGUCCGGACAUGAUUACGUUAUGGACGUGAUUUACGAGCAAGAGUACCCGCCGCAUUUCCCCCCKGGAAGCUCGCCCUCGUUAGUGACGUUGAGGCCUGGAAACAAAUUGCCGGAAUUCAGGAAAAGAAGUUUAUCAGAACUUCAUCGAGCACACCACAAGAAAGCCAAAGUAGCAGAGAUUGCGCACAAGUUUUCAUUUUCUGAGGGAUCCAAGGCUCCAAGCUCACCAAGUGAUAGGUCAAGUGGACCAAAAGAAGACGGUUUGAGCGCAGCAACAUCAGCUCGUCUAUUAUCAACACAACAACCCACACCGGCACCUUAUGAAGAUAAAUUAGUCGCUCAGACUGCCAUGCGCACAAAGACCGAUACUACAACAGUUGUUGAUGGUCAAGCUACACCAGUUCCUCCCCCACCCCCACCCCCAGGUAUAGGACCAGUUCCACCACCUCCACCCCCACCGCCUCCUAUUGCUCCACCAACAGACAAUAAGAUAAGACGGCGUUUAACGUCAAAAGAAGGUAAUAAGAAGAAAAAGAAACCAGAGCCAAGUGGUCCACAGCUUUCAAUGGCUGAAGUGAUGGCUCAAGCUAAGAGAAUGAGUGAGGCUCGCCGUUCAAGAGCUAUCUCCAUAGAUAAUAAGGAAAAUAAUGGCACCGAAGUGGAUCCUGUUGAAAUGAGAAUAGGAAACCUAAAAAAGGUGCAAAGAAACUCCACACCAAAGAAAGAGGAACCAGAAAACGAGCUCAAACUAGCCAUGCAGGCCAAGGCGAACCGGGCAAGUCGUCUCUGGCAAGAAAAUGAAAACUUGGAGUCCAUUCUWUUCCGUAAAGAUGGGGAUGAGAAUCAYAACGAAAGUGUUACGGUUGACAAUAACAAUGAAACGCAAUCGUCUCUACCAAGUACAUCAAGUCAGAGCGAUGAGGACUUUGCAACAACUAUCAAUGUGAAUAAAAAUAACUCGUUAUCCAGUAAUUCAUCCAAUAAUAGUCUUGCAAACAAACAAGAUGUCAGCGCGUUUGUAGACAGUCUUUUCGAUCCGGUGUUAUCGAGUAAUUUUAACGAUCUGGCUGAUGAACGAUCGGUAUCUAAUGCAAUUAGAGGUGGUGGUGGUAUGAACCAACCUAAUGGAAGUGCUCAGACCWCAACUACUGUAGCAGGYGCAUCACCUACAACAGUUUCCAUGUCUUCACCUAUGAAUGGUGGGAUGUUUGUUCCUAUGGCUCGUACCCCUGUAUCCAGCAUGUAUAAUGGCUACCCUGGGUACACGGUGGGGGGAAAUGUAGGGUUCAAUGGGUACYCUGGUGGAACACKAAAUAUGGCCAGUCCGGCUAUAAUGGGAGUAAGUGGGUARCCCAGUCCCCCGCAGGACUUGGGAACCAUUGCAGCACAGCAGCAAAUGUUGAUAGAGCACCUCAUGACUCAACAGAAACUCAUCCAGGAACAGCAACGACAACUYUCUAAGAAGUCRACCGACCAUCUCGCCUUACUACAACAACAACACGAACAACAAAUGAAAGUACUACAAGAACAACUUGAGGCUGCUAAAGCUGGUACACCCAAUGGAAUCCCUAACGGGCUUCCAGGUGAAACACCCCAGGGGGCUUCCCAUGUUAGCAAUGGGCCAAUAGUUAAUGGUCAUGGUUCAGAACCUAUAAUGACAAGACGUACUASUGUACUYGARAGAGUAAAGUCAAUUGAGCCACCUCCACCACCACCAGAGUUCUCCGAUCAAGACAAUAACAACUCAACACAGAACAUUAUCAUACCACCCCCUCCUUUUACUGCACCGCCAGCUCCUCCUGCACCACCACCACCACCUGUAGAGGAACCUUCAAUACCUUACCCCCCUCCCCCUCUGUCGCCUCCACCACCUGUACCACAGGCAGACAAUCAGUCCAAGUCUAGUGGAGUGGCCAGUGCCGUGGCAGCUCUAGAGGCCAAGUCACCAGUUUCCAGGAAUUCAUCGACUGAAGUUAUUCAACAGACUGUUACAAACGAAGAGCAGGUAUUCAAACCUCCMCUCAAGACCAGGCACUCAUCCAAUCUGGCUGUCUUCGUCCAGGAAGAUAAAAAGACAGAAAGACUUAACUUGAAAAACAAUUCGUUUCUUUCUCCUGGAACUACACCCUGGAAAAUAAGUCUAAGAAAAGAGGUCUUUUCACCCAAUGAAAAGAUUGAUAACCGAGUGGAGCAGCGGCUUAUCUAUCUACAAAUUGUCCGUGAUUCCUAUUCUGAAGCAUGCUGUCGAAUGAGAGCUACUGAUCGCUCAAAGAUGAAGGCUUUGCUACAGAGAUACGGCAUUACUCCUGAACACCCACACUCCAGUACACCAGUAGAAGAAAUCAUCGUUCAAACAGCUAGAGAUCUACCCUUGUAUUUUAGCCGAUUCUACACUGUAAUGGGUCAGAACGAGCUGCCAGARAUAAAUUACAUCUUUGUUGGGGAAAAGGGYGUUUUCUUAGUGAAYAGAGAAAAAAUCGAAGAAGAUCUUUCCAUCGUGAACGAAAUUUUAUAUGAAGACAUUGAUAAAGUUCGUGUGGUUAAGAACAAGGUUGUUUUUUCCUUCAAGGAGAGUAAAAUAUCUGUUCCUACCAACAAGGCUGAGGAGGUUAAAUUGAUGAUCGAUCCUUAUCUUAUUCAAAUAGAGAAGGAAGCCAAYUACGUCCGUGCCAUGUACGAUUACGUGACACAAGAGGCAAACAUGCUGAACUUCAAAAAGGGUGACGUAAUUCAAAUCAUUGACAAGCCCGACCUCGAUGAGGGUUGGUACUUUGGGAUUUUCGCUGAUCGAAGUGGGUACUUCCCGUCAGAGUAUGUCACGCACAUCAAAGAGGAUCCAGAUGCAGCUCCCAAAUCAAAUCUAAUGAAAGCUGCUUCGGUAGGAAAUCUAUCUAUCGCACCGGAAAACAUAGAAUCUUCACCAGACUUGUCGCGUAAACGGGCUGGUAGUACGCGGUCAACCAAGUCAGACAAGUCAGAGUAUGGUCARGAGACGUACUCCAUGAUGGAGUUUGCUAUGCAUAACUUUAGACACGGACAGGAAGUGGUCCACCGUCAACCUGACGGCACAGUUCGUGGUACUUUACGAUUGAAAGGCAAGCAGUCUCACAGAGGGAGUCCAAAGAAAAUGGAGUGGACUUGGAAAGGAUUGGCAGAACUGGUCAAGUAUAGCAAGACAUCCAUACAAGCGUCAUUGCUACGACUAGAGCCUCAAAAUAACAAAAUUGCCAUCGAAUGCUUCCACGCAAUCAUGAAGUUCAUGGGAGACAUGCCAAUGGGACGAGGACAAAAAGACACGGAUCUAGUCUACUUCCUAAUUAAGACUUGCAGAGAGAACGCAGAACUUUGUGACGAAGUUUACUGCCAGCUCGUCAAACAAGUCACAAGCAACAAAAGUACACAGUCUGACAGCUGUAGUCGUGGCUGGCGUCUUAUGAUCAUAAUGACGUCAUACAUAAUGUGRGACAAGACUCUCAAGCCUUAUUUGGUGAAGUUUUUACAAAGCACMGCUUGUGAUCCAAAGCGAGAGUUUCAUGGUGCUGCCUCUAUCUGUGAACAAAAUCUGAUGAAAACRUURAAAUAUGGSGGACGACGAACYCAUCCAUCYCCWAUUGAACUCAAYCAACURGUGCAAGGAAGACAGACGAAGCGUCAAGUAUUCCUGUUGCCAGGGAAGAUAAACAAAAUGAUGAAAAUACAAACGUGUUCGACGGGAUAUGACGUCAUCAAGGAAAUGUGRAAUGAAAUGGACCUGUCUACCGAGGGCGAUUAUAGUGAAUAUGGACUCUUUAGCAGUGAUUCAAAACAAAAAAAUAUGGCACCAAUACAAACGACUGAUUACGUUAUGGAUGUCAUUGGUCAAAUGGAAAAAGGAAAUACCGAGUUCAAUCUGUGGUUUCGACGAGUUCUCUGGAUUCAAACGUCACGAUUCGAUAACGAACUAUACUGCACUGUCAUCUAUCACCAGAUCCUACCUGACUAUACAGCGGGAUAUUUAACGGGCGUUUUGCGUGAUCGCAGUGUAACAGAUGCAAUGUUACAUAACCAAGUGGCGGAGCUGGGGGCGUUACAAAUUCUAGCCAGUGACAAUGGUUCACAUACUCCCAUACAGAGUGAUGURGACAAAGUUAUUCCGAGAUUCAUUCGAGAUAAGCUACGUGCGCAACAAUGGCUGAUUCUUGUACAGGACCACUUUAGAAGCUCAAGUUUUACGCCUGCGCAGGCCAGGAAAAGGUUUCUAGAAAUCGUUUCGCAAUGGCAGUUCUUUGGCUCUACYUUUUUCUCUGUUAAGUAUUGCUCUCACCCAAAUGUCGCCGGGGAAUGCAUCGCGGCCAUUAACAGAAACGGAAUCAACUUCAUCGACGUCACGUCAAAGAAACUSUUACAAAGUGAGACGUUUGCUCGGAUCAUUUCAACAAGAAUUCUGAUUUCCGACAAGAAGAGAUUCUUCCUUGACUUAAAGAUCGGCGAUUCCAUGGUACAAAAAGUCACAAGAAUGGAAACACAAGAGGCGAAGGAGAUUGCUGGCUUGAUUUACAAUUACGUGAAUGUMGCGUCUGCAGUGAUGAAUCGACCGCACGAAGGCUUGGCAGGAGUAAUAAGACAGCAAGAUCUCAAACUAUAGUUAAMACGAAAUUCAUCCCAAAAACCGAUGUCACUACACAAAUCUUAAUCAGAUCAUAACAGACAAGGGUUACCCACAAUGCAAAUGGGAUAAGUCACAGACACGUGAUAUUACCCAUAAUUCAUUUCGAAAAUAUUAAAAACGUUUGAUGUUGACCAUAAUUACAUUUGAAAAAUUAACAUAGUCAAAAAUCAUCGAAACAAAGCACAACAUUUUCUUUAUAAUGAAAUAUUGAAAUGGUCCUUUAGAGGGCAUACAAAUGCAAUUACAAGUGGCUCUCCUAGAGCGGCCRAAAUUUAUUGUAUCGAAUCACUUAUAGAUAAUAUAUGUAAUUAGACAUGACCUGUGUCUUGCCUUACGCAACAAGCGUCGAUCACCACAUCGAAUCUUCCUUUACAGACGUUUGAUGUCACGCCUGGAUAAGAUUGUGUGACGAUUCCGUCACGCAAUGAAACGAUAUCGUGAAGGCCAUACACGUCUGCAAAGGAGGAAUCGUGUCAUGAAAUUUUUCGCAAUAAUGUUUGGAAUUAUAGAUAAAUCUAGUUACAACCAUGUAAGAAUGUUUGAAUGUAAGUUGAAUUGCAAGGUAGAGCUUUAAGUGCCAAAGACACUUUUGGAAAUUAAUAUAAAUAUAUUCAUGUUAUAGAUCUAUGAAAGUGUUACAUCUGAGGUAACGUGACCACGGAUACAAUGUUUUCUAAACAUCGUGUGAGCGUUACAGCGCUACAAAACGACACUAUUGAAAAGUAGUACAAACAUUUAGAGCAAUAGAUAUAACAUUGUCAUGGGRAAUCAUCAUCAUAAUAAUCUCUUAUACGAUAUGCAAUAAAAUUUCUAGUAUAGUAUUUUCAAAWACCAGAAAAAAGAACAAUUUUGUACAAAAUGCAUUGAAAUGAUAUUUUGCUAUUCAGCCAUCUGCACAUAUAUAUAUAUAUAGAAACUCGUUAUAUUAUUGGAUUCUAGUCUUUCAUUUUCUUUGUGAAACUAUUAUUGAAACAGAAGUACUGUCUGUACGUCACAUGACGAUGGAGUAUUUCAGUUAUUUUGUUUGGAAUUGAUAGAAUUCUGCAUGGUUCGUCACUCCUGGAUAGCUGUUGUAUGUACCAUGAUUUGUUAUUAAAACAUAUGAACAACUUA